Molecule: messenger RNA, 5177 nt
Organism: Contarinia nasturtii (swede midge)
Lineage: Eukaryota; Metazoa; Arthropoda; Insecta; Diptera; Cecidomyiidae
Product: chaoptin
Exons: 6
Coding region: 198-4133 (1311 amino acids)
Molecular function (GO): protein binding
Source: RefSeq, a predicted model, not a curated record
UUUAGCAGAAGGACCGAAUAAUAAAGGCGCAUUCGUUCAACAAUCGGACUAGUUUUUUGCGUGUACUCUGUAUGUUGUAUGUGUCUGGAUGCGAGAGUUGGGCGAAUAUUCUCCAUCUCGAUUCUCUGCAUUCAUUAGCACCGUCUAUAUUUAACGAGAAAAAGUGAAUCAACCCGUAACGUAGGACGUUGGUCAUAAUGAUGUUGUACAGAAAUUGGACUCGUGGCAAAUGUGUGAUUGUUGUACUUUUGAUAUGGUGUCGAUUAAUUGGUCAAAAUAUUAUCGGUGUCAAUUGUAAUUUUAAUCAUUUUCAUAAUAUUUUGAUGCGAAACACAUUUCCUUGUGCCAUUAAUUCGCUUUGCAUGUGUACAAAUGCCGGCAAUGGAACGCACUCCUACCGAAUAAGCUGCCAUGAUGUUUGGUUUUACAAAUUUACCGAAAUACUUCAAAAUUCCAUAAAAUAUGUAGAAAUGUCACGAAAUAAUUUGCAAUGUAUCGAUGACGAGACAUUCCAAGGGCUUCAUUUGGAUUCGUUGAAGCUAAUCGAUAACAAUAUACAGUAUUUCACGGAUAAAUGUUUCAAUUCGAUGACAUAUUCGUUACGUUUACUGGAUAUAUCGGGAAAUCAGUUCGGAGAAUUGCCAUUAGAAUCAAUUAGAAAUAUUCAUACACUUAGCCGAUUAGAAGCACACAGGAACAACAUACAGAGUUUAGAUGGUGAUUGGGGCUAUUUGGUUGACUCAUUACGUUCGCUACAUGUGUCAGGAAAUUCAAUAACGGAAAUGAAUUUCGCUGAUGAUGAAGACGAUUAUAUGGACGAAGACCUACUGCCGCGCAUUUCACAACAGCAACAGCAGCAGCAACAGCAACAACAUCAACGUUACCAUCAUAAACCGACGUACAAUGGUUACAAUUCGAUUAGUAGCAGCAGCUAUCGUAGUGCGUUUUCAAAACUUCGUAAACUGACGUGGUUGGAUGUGAGCGACAAUCGCAUAUCACACAUUGCUCCAAACUAUUUACCUCGAAUCAUAAUCACAUUAAAUUUAAGCGAUAAUUUAUUCACUGAAGUACCUGUAAAUAUGCUCCAGCAUUUACAUCAAUUACGAUCGCUUUUUAUGCGAAACAAUUUGCUCAAAACGUUAUCCAGUUUAGAAGACUAUGGCACGCCGAUGCUGUUGGAACGCAUCGAUUUUAGCUACAAUGCGAUCGAAGAGUUUACGCAUUUGUUCAAUGUUAAUUCAACCAUUAAAAUCAUUAUACUCGAAAAAAAUUGGAUACGCCGUUUGCAACCGAAUGCAUUUCGAAAUUUAUCAACGAGCCGAUUAGCAUUGGCUUACAAUCGCAUCCAUCACAUUCACAGCGAUGCAUUUAAUGGACUCGAAGAAUCGUUGGAACACCUUGAUUUGGAGCAUAACUUAUUAACGAUUUUUCCAAAAGCCAUAAUGUCAUUGAAACAAUUAAAUUAUUUAUACUUGCCAUCAAAUGGUAUCAGCACAUUGAAUGCAUUACCCAGCACCGUACGGGCAUUAUCAUUAGCAGCGAAUAAUUUUACCACAAUGCCAUUGCAUGCAUUGAAAAUGUGCACCGAUCUAAUGUACUUGAACAUGGGAUAUAAUAAAAUCGUUGAAAUAUCCGAAAAUAUGUUCAUGGAUUGGGGUAACAAAUUGGAAACAUUGUUUUUGCGCAACAAUAAAAUCACGAGCUUAAAUUAUGGUUCAUUUAACGGCUUAGAUGCCAUUAAAGAAAUGAGCCUCAGCUUCAACGACAUUCAUUAUCUGCAUCCAUUAGUAUUUGAAAAUAUAUCGAAAACGCUUACCAUAUUUGAGCUAUCGUUUGGUUUAUAUCGUGACGAUUUUCCAACCGAACAAUUUAAAUUUCUAACCGAAUUGAUGUGGCUGUCGUUGGAUAAUAAUAAUUUGAAAAAAAUUUCCGACGAAUCGUUGAUUACGCUAACGGAAUUGGUGCACAUUAAUCUAUCGUUUAAUCGGAUCGCCAUGUUUCCGCCGACCAUUUUCAUUGCGGAAAUACACAAGAAACUCAAAGAAGUCGAUUUAUCAUACAAUUCAUUGACCAAAAUCUAUACAAAUACAUUUGACAGUCUCGUUAAUUUACACACGGUACGGCUCGCUUCCAACCGGAUACAAUCGCUAGAUAUGCACAGUUUUCACAAUCUACCGGCAUUGACCUAUGUGGAUCUAACACAUAAUUUAUUACGUAACAUUAGCGAAAAUGUGUUCACAUUUUUACCAAGAUUACUGCAACUGGAUUUGAUGUACAAUCAUUUGGAGCAGUUAACAUUUAAAAUAUUUAAGCAUGCAUCGAAUGAAACAAUGCCCUUGCGUUUGAACAUCAGCCAUAAUCGUUUAACGAUUCUUGACGGCGAAAUCAAUUCAUUUUUGUACAUUUAUUCAAUUGAUGCCACAUCCAAUUAUCUUAACGAUUCGCAGAGUUUUCGAUAUUUGGGUUAUAGCUUGAAGGAGCUCAUAUUGCGACGGAAUAGUUUCAACAUUUUAAAUAAUCAUGCAUUCAAUGAAUUGUAUAAUCUUGACUGGUUGGAUUUAUCGUAUAAUAAUUUAACGGUGUUACGAAGGAGAUGCUUUCAGGGAUUGACCAGUUUGCAAAAGCUUGAACUUAACAACAAUCACAUAAAUCAACUUCAAUCCGAUCAAUUUGCCGAUUUGCGAAAUUUAAGAAUUUUAAAUUUGGCACACAAUCGUUUGCGUUCAUUGCCACGUGAAAUUUUUGUGCACACACGCAUCGAAUAUUUGGAUCUAUCGAACAAUCAACUGACACUGUGGCCCGCCAAUUCAUUGUCCGACAUUGGAUUCACGUUACGCAAUGUGCACAUGGCAUUCAAUGAAAUCGAAUAUUUGGAACCAAAUAUGUUCAUCAACACACAGUACGUGUAUACGUUAGAUUUAUCAAGGAAUAAACUGGUCGUGAUUCCGGACAACACUUUUAGCUAUCUUAGCAAUUUAACGAAUUUAGAUUUGAGCAAUAAUCCAUUAGUUACCGCCAAUUUGGAGCAGAUCUUCCAUCACACACCAAUGUUACGUGUGCUUAAUUUACGGUCGAUGGGCUUGUAUCACAUGCCAUCGAUGACCACAACACAUCAUUUAACGGAGCUAGACGUAAGCAUGAAUAAUUUGCAGGAAACUAGCCCUUUGAAUCGAUUAAAGCAUUUACGUGUGCUGAAAAUAGCCCAGAAUAAAGUGUCAAAUAUCAGUGCGUUUGCCGAACGAAUGCCGUCGUCGAUACGUGUGCUCGAUUUAUCACGGAAUCCAAUCAAACGGAUUUCAUUGCUAGAUUUCACGCGAAUACGUCGUCUUGAAGAAUUGUAUAUGAAAGGUUGUACGAUACGAAAUCCAAUGCCAUUUGGACAAUUCACAAAUCUCAAAGUGUUUCAUUUCGAUGCUCAGCCAUCAUUUGGCGAUAUUGUUUCAAAUAUGCGCGGUUUGCAUGAGCUACGCAUCGAAGUGAAUGGUGAACUGUUGGACGGUACGAUUUUAUCGAAGCUUGUGAAUCAUACGAAAAUUAAUUCGGUCGAAAUUACGGGAAAACGUCUAAUGCAAAUAUCACCGAAUGCUUUUACCGGACUUGCGCACACUUAUAAUUUGAAAUUGAAAAUACAUAAUACACAAAUCAACGAUUUUCCACCGACAAUUUUCUAUGCAUUGCGUUCGAUUCCACAUUUGUCGAUCGAUCUGUCAAAUAACAAUGUGGCCAAUUUGGCACCGGACAGUUUCUAUCCGAAUGCAAGCAGUUGGGACGCAGUCGGAACAAGAAGCAUCAUUGGAGGUCUAGAUAUUUAUGGUAAUCCAUUACAAUGUGAUUGCGGCCUAGUUUGGCUGGGACAUUGGCUACGACGGUGGCUUCGUGAAGUAUCACACAUUCACAAUCUCAACGAUGACGAAUACAAAGAAAUGGUCGAGCGAGCGCGACGAAACACAUGCAUCGACCCACAAACCGGAAAAGUGGUCCCAUUUUUGGAAGUAUUUCCCGAGGAUCUUUUAUGCCAUGCAAGUGCGCUCAGCAGUUCUGCCGUCAAUAAAUGUAUCCUCAUGCCAACAUUUGUGAGAAUUUUUAUAUUUUUAUCGAUAAUUUUGACAUUUAAUUAUUCCAUGUUCAUCUGAAUUUGCCAUUUGAGUGCAUCAAAUAAUUUAGACAGAUUCAAAUGUUUAGUUUCCAUACAUAUAGUUUAAUCUAUAAACUAUAUAUAUAUAUACGUAUAUGUAAUGACAGAGAAAAAAGAGCCAAUUCCAUCAAUAUCGAAUAAAUAUAUUUAUCUGAAUAUGAUCAAUGUCGGCAUAAGUAGGAAGAUUCUAAUUUUGUUAUGAAAUUGAAGUAUUUAUAUUUAAUAAAUUUAAUGAAAGGGAACGAAUUAAUUGUAAAUUGACGGAAUAAUGAUAAAUGUACUUGUAACUUAAUCACAUACACACGCACGCCAUUUUCCAUUGUUAUAAAAUUGAAUUAAAUUUAAAUUAAAAUCAGAUACUGUUUCUCAAAGUAAUAUAUGUGUGCGGAGCAAAAUUUGAAUCGUUUCCUCUGUUAAAAAUGGUCAGAUGUAUAGCGAUUAAUGAUUAAAUGAAACUAGCUGGUUAUUUAUGUGGCACAGAAUUUGUGUAAAUGUGUAUGACAAUGUAUUGUAUAUAAAAUAGUGCAAUUUUCCAUUUAGAUACAUCUAUUUAAUGUGACCAUAUCAAGAUAUUGAAAUUUACUUUGGUUACGAAGAAAGGAGACCGAGAUUGUUAUUAAAUUUUAUUGAUUUUACCUGUUCGUUCAACUGACAAAUUAUUCGGCGUCGUCUUGGAAGCCAUCCGUUCCAUCAAGUUACAAUAAGGUUGUGUAGAGUUCAAUUCUGAGUGAAUGUUAUUGGCACACAUUUCACUUGUGUAUGUGACGGUUUUCAAUCUCAUGAGACCAUUGAGUGUAUACACUUGGUUGCCGAGCUUUGCUUGCUCGAAAUGAUAAUAUUCAGAAGCCGUGCAAGAGAUUCCUCUUUCUCUAUUAAGUGUUAGUUCAGCUCGUGUAAUUGCAUUUUCGAUGCAUGCAUUGAAAAUUUUCAAUAGUGUUCGACACCACAAUACACAGUCAUGUUCUCGUAAGGAUUCACUUGGAAUUUUCAUUCAUUUCCAUCGCCAUACAUAAUAUACUCCAUAUCUAAUUCACUUUUAUUA